Messenger RNA from Colletotrichum abscissum, 1302 nucleotides. RefSeq lists its product as uncharacterized. The transcript is spliced from 2 exons. The record is from RefSeq and is a predicted model, not a curated record. Gene Ontology annotation, cellular component: cytoplasm. Bases 1 to 1302 code for a protein of 433 amino acids. Gene Ontology annotation, biological process: mitochondria-nucleus signaling pathway; regulation of nitrogen utilization; negative regulation of transcription by RNA polymerase II. NCBI's taxonomy places the organism in Eukaryota, Fungi, Ascomycota, Sordariomycetes, Glomerellales, Glomerellaceae.
AUGUCUUGUCCUCUCGAUAUUCACUCAAACGUGAACCCCGAUGCCUUUGACGAAAUUGAGAACGUGGAUCCUCAUAACGUUUACAACAUGCUGAUGCAACCACCGCCGCUUUCCAGAAGUGUCGAAUCGAAUAGUGAAGACGAAACCCCCGGUAUUCGAUUGAACGAUGGUCCUAGCCAGACACGGCCUCUCGUUCGAAGAGAGAAUUCCACUAGCCAUGGGAACGAGGAUUUCUUCGACUUCAUUCACGAGACCACCACACCUCACAUGCCCCCGAAGAAGAUGCCUGACACGGCGCUUGAAUCACUGUCGGAUAACAAUCCUACAUCUGUCACUCCUGUUUCCUCUCUAGAACAGGAGAACUCCCCAGUCGCUCCGCAUCCCGGGAACAAAUCCCACAAUCCUACCGACGGCAGUUUCUCUUCCUCGCAAGCCUCAGUUGCUUGUACUGCGUCAGAAACCCCUAAGGACGCAAAUUCCAAUGAAGAAGGCAGCUAUCCGAGAAGCUGUCUUCCAUCCAAAACCGAUUGGACCUCUGACGGCCCGUUGGAAACCUCUUCUUAUGCUGAUCGAGUAUUGAAAGACUUCAUCAACGGCAAUGCGUUUGAUGACACGUCCCCUGACGGCUCGGACACCGACUAUGUCGACGAGAGCGCCAUUGACGACGAGGAUGAUUCUUCCGACUGCGCAGACUCGAUCGAAGACAGCAACAAGUCCAGCAUCGACGAGAAGACCUUCCAGCGGGUCGACUCGAAGAUUCACCUACGCUCGCGCCGCUCUCUCAUUACCCUCAUGAUCAACGGGCAGAGCAGACGCGGCCGGGCUGGCAACAUUGCCUCUCAGUCUACCUCAGCACUCCCUCCGACUCGCAUCAGCCAUUCAGUAUCAUUUGACUUGGCUGUCUCUCCCAACGACUCCGACGAUGCUGCUUUGACAAUGAAGCGUGGCGACCGCUCCUUGUCUCAAAAGCCCAUCACCGAGGUGCCCCCUUCCGUCGCUCGUCCUAUGCCUGCGACUGCCAGCCACAGCCACCUACAGGCCGCCCUCACCCCACGAACCACACGACGCAACAUGCUCGCGACUGAGCUUACCGAGUCUCUCCGACGAAAUCUGCUCUGGGAGCGCCAACUAAAGUCCUCGACCGCCAAUGCAGUUCUCAAGCGCCGCCAUAUUUCUCACGAAGUCGGCAGCCUGAAGCAGUAUCCCGAGAAGGCCUACAUAAACGAGAACGAGGAUAUUCCCGACCCUUUUCAGGACUUCUCCAAGAAUUAUUACGGGGGUUACCACUCGAAUGGCUGGUGA